UUCAUCUUUACUCUUUUUACAUUUACCGUCUGUCAUUUUUCAACCUGCAACAGUCAGAAAAUGGCCACUCAGGUUAGAGGCAGCGCAGUUGUAACCGCAGUAAUAGUGAUAGGGUUGUGCAUGGCGUUGCAUGGUGGGAUUGCUCAUGCCAAAACCUUCACCGUCGGAGAUGAUGCUGGCUGGACCUUCAACGUCGAGGACUGGCCUAAGGGCAAGACCUUUGCUGCCGAUGAUACAUUGGUGUUCAAAUACAAUAAGGACCAGCACAAUGUGGUAGUGGUAGAUGAAAAUGGUUACAAAACAUGCACAGCCAGCGGCAAAGAAUUCUCGUCGGGAAACGAUGAAAUCAAACUUGCGCGAGGACAAUACUACUUCAUCUGCGGUGUUCCUGGCCACUGCGAUCGUGGCCAAAAGAUAGCAGUCACUGCUAAUUAA
Pyrus x bretschneideri (Chinese white pear) is the source of this 435-nucleotide messenger RNA. Its product is annotated as basic blue protein-like. Lineage: Eukaryota; Viridiplantae; Streptophyta; Magnoliopsida; Rosales; Rosaceae. The coding region runs from base 61 to 435 and encodes 124 amino acids. Gene Ontology annotation, cellular component: plasma membrane. Gene Ontology annotation, molecular function: electron transfer activity. The transcript is spliced from 2 exons. The record is from RefSeq and is a predicted model, not a curated record.